AUGGGGGCUCCCCUUCAUACCUACGUGGACCGCAUCACCCCUUAUGUCCCAUCGAAGCGUCACUACCACGCUCAGCGGUGGUGGCAGAACUGUGCUGGUGACCCCCAGCCCCCGCGAAUCCGAUGCGUAAGUUGGUUUUCGACCUCGGCCAGGGCCUUUGCACGGCCCUGGCCCCUGCCUGGUGGAAUGCUCUACCUCCGAGUCAGUCUCGGGCCCCGCGUGGGGACCUUUGCCACGAUGCACUGCCAAGCGGAGCAGAGCCUGGCUCCCCCCGGGCAGCUAGAAACAGCCAGGCGGCGAUACAAGACUUUCAUGAUCGACGAGAUCCUGUCCGAGGACACCUGCGAUGACCUCGGGAAGCUCUCUCUCUUCGUCGGACCCGAACUGCUGCCGCCCUGCACCGAUAAAAUCCAGGUGAGAUCAGCCGAAAUAGCCCAGUCUGCUCAGGUCCUGGAAGCCAAUCAGCAGGUGGUCGCUCUGUCUGCUGACGGACAACAGUAUCUCCUGGCCGCAGAUCAAGAAAGCCUCUAUCAGAAUGUCAUGCAAGAUAGCAACGAAACACUCCCCUCUAUGGCCUCUCCACUUCAACUCCAAGCAGGAUUUCCAGUCCACAAUUCUGAACUGCUGACCCGUCUGGAGCCAGAACCACAGGCCUGGGCCCCGGAAGUCCAGAGGUCCAAUGAUGGCGCUGAGGACCAGCCGGCUAAACUUCAGCUGGCCAGAAGUCCAGAGCCAGGGAUGUGGUGGUAUCCCUACCAGAGCCCUGUGAGAGUGCCCAGUUCAGACUCAUCUUCUUCAGCCCCUCCUCUUCAACUCCAAGCAGGAUUUCCAGUCCACAAAUCUGAACUGCUGGCCCAUGUGGAGCCAGAGCCACAGGCCUGGGCCCCAGAAGUCCCGAGUUCCAACGACGGUGCUGAGGAUCAGCCAGCUAAACCACAGCUGACCAGGAGUCCAGAGCCAGGGACGUGGUGGAAUUCCUACCGGAGCCCAGUGAGCGUGCCCAGUUCAGACUCAUCUUCUUCAGAUAACGAAUCGUCAAGUGAGAAAGAGGAAGAGAGGAAUGUUAAGCCAGAAGGUCUGAGGAUAACAAAGCCUCGGGCAGCUUUGCUGGGCAACUGUGAGUUGCAGCAAGAAAACUGUGAGUCUCGGCAGAAUCAGCAGCCGGUACAGCUGCAGGACAGCACAAGGAUACAGUUCAGUGUGACAAGUGAAAACGACAAAGGACUCCUUAAGAGCAGAAAGAGGAAGUCAAGAACGGACCCAGAGAAUAAUCUGUUUGUGUGCCCCCAUUGUAGGAACGGCUAUCACAGGAAAUCAACACUUAACAGGCAUGUGGAAACAAUCCACAACAAGACUAAACUCGACGAUUGGGCCCCCCGUACAAAAAGUUUCCUUAAAAAAUCAAACACUGGGACCCGUGUGAAGAGACGCCUGAAAACCUCCCAUUCGGGAAAGGAACCUUACGAAUGCCCUGAGUGUGGGGAAAGCUUCCAGAAGAGCGCCUCUUUCACCAAGCAUCGGAGGACUCACGCCGAUGAAGUACGAUUCCAGUGUCCUGCCUGUGACAGAAGCUACAUAAAACAGCGGUAUCUUGUUAAACAUCUGAUCAAUGCCCAUUCAGGAGCCUAUCUCUCCGAAUGCCUGGACUGUGGGAAAAGCUUUCUCGGCGAGGAAGAUCUCAGUAUGCACCAGACAAAGAUCCAUGGGGGAGGAGGUUUCCGUCAGUGUCUGGACUGCGGCAAAUGCUAUCAAGAGAAACUGUCCCUAAUCACUCACCAGACUCUACAAGAUCCUUUUCAGUGCCCAGAAUGUGAGAGGAGCUUUGUGUGUAAGAGAAGCCUGGCUAACCAUCGGCGCAUCCACCAAAAAGAGAAACUUCGUAAAUCUCUGAACCAGGAGGGAAGUGACCCAGAGGAAUCCCUUUACAAGUGUCCUGAUUGUGGAAAGUGUUUCAAGGUUGAAAGACGUUUUGUGAAUCACCAGAGAAACCACAUGAAGGAGCAACAAAGUCUACAGCCUGACCAAGGGGAGAUCUUGAAGGUGGAAGUACAAGAUCCAGAUAUCCACACAGAAAUGCAACGCCAUACAGAGUCUGCUUGUGGAAAACCACUUGGAGCCCGUUUAUCCCAGCCAGAGGCUGAAGUGGAAGAAAUGCUCCAAAGGUCUCCUGACUGCGGGAAGAUCUUCGGGGACAGUCAGUGUUUUGCUAAUCAUCAGAGUAUGCACAUUAAAGAGGGAACAUCUGACAAUGCUGACAGUGAGGAAACGAUUGAAGAAAGAAAGCUACCCCAUGCUCAUCAACAAGAAGGACACCAGGAAGGAAAGCCCUAUCAGUGUGGUAGCUGUGAGAAGUCUUACGCAACCCAGUAUUAUCUCACCUGGCAUCAGCGCAUCCAUGCAGACAGAAGACCCUAUAACUGUACCAUCUGUGGGAAAACCUUUCCCUACAGAUACAGUCUAGCUCUUCAUGAAACAACCCACACAAAAGGAAAAGCCUGUCCGCAUAAAUGUUCUUACUGCGGAAAAGGGUUUACCACCGAAACAUCCCUCUCGAAGCACCUGCAACGGCACCUGAUGGAAAAGCCUUAUCAGUGUAAUGUCUGCGGGAAAGCCUUCCCCUACAGAUAUUCUCUCACUCACCAUCAAGAAAUCCAUGUGAAAGGAAAGGCCCAUAAAUGUCUUUUCUGCUAUAAAACCUUCAGGACCAAACAUUUCCUCCAACGACACAUGCGUAUCCACUUGGAGACAAAAUCCUACCAGUGCUCUGUCUGUGGAAAAGCCUUUGCAACAAAAUAUUCCUUCUAUAGACAUCAGGACAGGCACUUGAGUAGACAUCUUUCUCCCAGCAGUGGGAAAGAUCAAGUUGAUGGCUCAGCCCUGGCAAUAGACCAGGCAAGCGAUACAGAUGAAAACUCCAACAACUGGUCUGGCAGCUCAACUCUUUUUGGACACCAUGUGGAAGAAACCCCUGUUGAGUGCACCAAGAGUGCAGAUGGCUCCCCGCUUGCUAGAUGCCAGAGUGUCCAUGUAGAAGAAAAUCCCUCUAAAGCAUUAGACUGUGAAGGGGUAAAUCCCAUUCCAGCAUUAGAUGGAGAUGCACCCUGCAACGGUAGCUCAACUCACUCGAGCCUUCAAGGCCAACAAAAGCAUACUUGUUCUUACUGCGAGAAAACUUGCAGAGACAGAUAUUCCCUCGAUAAACAUGAGAGAACCCACACAUCAGAGAGGUCAUAUCAGUGUGAAGAGUGUGGAAAAAUGUUUCACAAAACCAAAUACCUUAUCAGGCAUCUGAUAACUCAUACAGACCUCCGUCCCUAUCCAUGCACUGAAUGUGGGAAACAUUUCAAAUCAAAGUCCCACCUUCAUAAACACGAAAAGGUCCACAAGAGACCCUUUAGCUGCUCUCUUUGUGGCAAAGGACUCACCACCAGCGCAAUUCUUAAGAAUCACCUGAGAAUCCACAGAGAAGAGAAACCACUUAAAUGUAGCGAGUGUGGUAAAGACUACAAAUCAAAGAUAGCCUACAAGAAACACCGGAAGGGACAUUUCCAAGAGGGCUCAUCAAAGGUGCCCAAAGAGGAUCCGUCCAAUCAGAUUUUUUAAGUCUUGUUUUCCAUGAUGUAAUGUGACAGUCACUGAUUGACUAUAUGAGGUGCUUCAAGACCCAGCCUAGGGUGUGUCAGGACAGAAACAUUUACAUAUUCCAGAGGGGUAGCUAGGUUACUAUUUUGCAGCAAAAAUAAACCGGUAUUUUGGGACACCUUAAAGAUUUAACAAAAUUUUAUUCCAGCAUAAUUUUUGUGAAUUAGAGCCCACUUUUUCAAAUGCUGUGAAUGCAUAUUCAGAUAAACCUGGGAUCUUCAUAAAAGGAAAGGUAAUCCGCUACCUCACAAACACUGCCUUUACCUGUGCAGCCUGAAUGCACCUAUUGUCUUAACACAGGAAAUGAUGUCCUUGUUGCCACUUCCAAUUAUAUCCUCCUGUUAAUUCCACUCAGGGUUCACCCAAAAAACUGAAUCAAGUAUUGAAGGAAGAUACAAAGUUAAAACACUAAAACUGCUCGUGUGCCUAAUGGUACAGGCUUGUUGAAGGAAUUGUCACAAAAUAGCCAUAUCUGGCAGGAAUCAAAGUCUUUCCUAAGUCUGCGCCAUUUCUACUGUGACUCUGGUAUAGGAGAAGGUUCAUUCUUACCACAGUGAAUGAUCUCACUGCAUUAAUUAUAAGUUUUGUUCCUCAUAAAACUGUUGUCAAUAGCUUGUGGGGGGGGGGGGAUCUUGCUAAAUAAGCUUAGUCAAAUGUCAGCAUUAGAAAAAAGGGGGAAACUUGGCUCUAAUUGGAGAUCAAUUGAAACAGACACCAGGGAAAACCUGGAUCUAGCAAUGGAUCUUGUUGAAAGGAAGGAAGGAUCCGGAGAGAGACACAUCUGAUUUUUUUUCUGAGCAGGUGAAAAAUGUAUAUUUAAUAUGUAUGCCUUUAUGUGUGCCAAUGGGUGUUUGAGCAAAGCUUCACAUAGACCACAAUUGUAAGCACAGUUACUUGGAAACACCCUCUCGAUGAUGAGGGAUCUCUGUAUUUAGAUAAUUAUAAACAUGAAAG
Molecule: messenger RNA, 4596 nt
Organism: Sphaerodactylus townsendi
Lineage: Eukaryota; Metazoa; Chordata; Lepidosauria; Squamata; Sphaerodactylidae
Product: zinc finger protein 585A-like
Exons: 7
Coding region: 1-3603 (1200 amino acids)
Biological process (GO): regulation of DNA-templated transcription
Source: RefSeq, a predicted model, not a curated record